Trichoderma atroviride IMI 206040 is the source of this 1572-nucleotide messenger RNA. RefSeq lists its product as uncharacterized. Gene Ontology annotation, molecular function: succinate-semialdehyde dehydrogenase (NAD+) activity. The record is from RefSeq and is a predicted model, not a curated record. Gene Ontology annotation, biological process: GABA catabolic process. Lineage: Eukaryota; Fungi; Ascomycota; Sordariomycetes; Hypocreales; Hypocreaceae.
AUGGCGCUACGACAGGCAUCGCUGUUGCGCCCGCGCCUUGUUCUGCGCCACAUCAACAGCCUUGCGCUUAGACAAGGGCCUUAUUUUCACUCCAUCGCAACUCGCAGCCAACAGAGCCAGGCGGCAAAGACGAGGUCCGAGGCCCAGGCCACGCCGACGGUGCCCUUCAUCAUCAACGGCAGCGACUACUAUGCCGACAAGGUCUUUGACGUCGUGUCUCCCGUCACGGGCGAGGUGACGCACCGAUGCGGAUCAGCCUCUGUCGCAGACGCAGACGCCGCCGUCGAUGCUGCAGCCGAGGCCUUCAAGACGUGGAGAAGGACGACGCCUUCGCAUCGGCGGGACAUCUUCCUCAAGGCUGCCGACCUCUUCCAGAAAAGGGGCGAGGAACUGGCCCAGAUUAUGAUGAGUGAGACGGGGGCUGCCGCGCCGUGGGCUCUUUUCAACAUCAACACAUCGGCCGACCUCAUCAGAGAUGCCGCUGGGCGCAUCUCCUCCAUAGAAGGCUCGUUCCCUACGCUGAUGGAUCCUGACACAAGCGGAAUCGUUCUUCGAGAGCCUUAUGGCGUCGUGUUGUCUGUAGCUCCUUGGAAUGCUACUUACAUCUUGCCCGCCCGUUCCAUGGUCGGCCCUGUUGCCGCAGGAAACACAGCCAUCCUGAAGGCUUCAGAACUUGCGCCCCAGACCAUGCGGGCUCUGAUAUCCAUCUUUCACGAGGCCGGUCUGCCCAAGGGCGUCAUGAACAUGAUUGCCCACGACCGGGACAGCGCAGCGGAGAUUACAGCAGCCCUGAUUGCCAACCCCCUCGUAAGGAAAGUCAACUUCACGGGCAGCACAAACGUUGGAAAGGCCAUUGGGAAACUCGCCGGUGAGCACCUCAAGCCAGUCCUCCUCGAACUUGGCGGCAAAGCGCCGGCCAUUGUGUGGGACGACGCGGACCUGGAUCUUGCCGCCAAGAAAUGCGCGUUCGGCGCCCUCUUCCACGGCGGCCAGACUUGCAUGGCCACGGAGAGAAUCAUUGUCCACAAAAACAUAAAGGCCCAGUUCCAAGAGAAGCUAACGGCCGCUGUCAACGAGCUCUACCCUUCCAACGGUCCCGGCGCCAUUCUCAUCAACCAAGUGGCCGUCAAGCGCAACAAGGCUCUCGUCCAAGACGCCGCUUCCAAGGGCGCGACGGUCUUGUUCGGAGACGCCAGCGCCAACGAGGCGCGCAAGACCGAAAUGCGACCUGUCCUUCUCGACAACGUGACGCCCGCCAUGGACAUUUACAAGACUGAGUCGUUUGGCCCGACAAUUGCCCUUUACGAGGUCGAGACGGAAGAGCAGGCCCUGCAGCUGGCCAACGACACAGAGUAUGGCCUUACGUCGGCCGUCUUCACCGAGGAUCUCAAGAGGGGCCUUCGCUUCGCAAGGGGGAUCGAGUCUGGGGCCGUUCACAUCAACGACAUGACUGUUCAUGACGAAGCAGUUCUGCCCCAUGGAGGAACCAAAUCUAGUGGGUUUGGGCGCUUCAACGCAACGGCUGGGCUCGAGGAGUGGGUGAGGACAAAGACUAUUACGUUCAAGAACUAG